GAGGACAGGAUAAAAGCAGGAUCCGCUGCCGAAACACCGCACAUCAGUUGACAGUUGAGGAAAGUUGAACAGUUAGGCCUGACAGUUCUACUUGGAGAAAAAGGGAAUGUGUAGCGGUAACGAAAGUCAGUGUCUCAGUUUCCUCUCUGUUUUCCUGUGAAGUGCAGAAGGGACACACCCCCGAAGUGUUUCCUUUAUUUCAACGAUCGAUCAGACGUCAGUCAAGUUCAAGAUCAACGGCAAGAUUCGAAAAAUGUUUGACGUGGAGACAAUUACGAACCGCUUGAAAGGAGCAAUGAAGUCUCUCUUAGAAGGUUCUAAAACGGGCCCUGACUACUCGCUCAUAAUAGAGACUGAUUUUGAGCACGAGAAACACAAAUCCAAACUGGAUGAAAAAGACCCGAACAUGAACAACUACGGCGACUUCAGCGACACGGUGGAAUUCCAGAGUUGCCAGGGCAUCAUGUCGGAGAUAGAAGCUGCCGUCAAGGACACUUUCGAGAAAGAACUGAAGUGUCGAAUUAUUUUCCCCUCUGAGCUGAUGUCCCACAUUUCACAAGAUGUGAUCAGAAUGUCUGCUGCCGAGCCGUGCGGUGUUCGUGGCUGUGUCAUAAACAUUUUGUUGGCAGAGAAGGACAAAUCUCGUAAAGUUGCCACUGUGUUUGGAAAUUCAUCGACGAAUCCUACCUUUGAAAUCUACUUAACUUUGAGGGAAGACUGUCGUGGGUGGAGAAAAUUCCAGAAAGUGUUCCUUACCAUCAAAGGCUGCAUUCUCAACUCUCAGUGGACUGCCAUGCCGAAAAUUUUGUGUUCAGCGUACCAGUUGGAAAAACGCCGGUUGUAUCGGAGAGCGAACUGUGGUGCUCAGACAUGGAGUAACAGUGUGUAAAAAAAGGACAAUGAAGACAAAGAAGAAAUGGUGCAGUUUGCAAUGUUUUCAGAUCAAAUUCAGUUCACCCAUUGAUAAUUAUUGCAAGCCAAAUUGAAUUUUCAUUUCACAACAUAAUAUUCAUUCCAGUUUGUCCUAUUUUAUUUCUAAAAAUUUCUAAAAAGUUCACUUCAAAUUUACAGUUAACUUCUAUAUAUUAAUGUUUUGUUAAUUACUUUUUUUCUUUCUUUUGCUCGUGAUGGAUUUCCAUUUGAUGUGUGGAAUGUGCUGUGAAAGGUCGCCAUGCAGACGUCAUCUUUUAACCACGAAUCCUUGCCUCAGUGUGUUGUUUGAUGGGUCCUCCCUUCCACGUGUACCUUUUUUUUCUUUAUCCACUUUCUUCAUCCUGACCUUUCUUCUGUGGUUAUGUCCAUCUUGUCCUUUCUCUGUGUUUCUAUCAAGCUUGGGAAAAAUUCCUACACGCUUCCCCUCUGUGUUACGGUGGCCUUCUAUCAGCUCCUCAUUAUUAUCAACGUGCCAUUAACCCACUCCGCAAAUUGGUGCCGUUUGGGUAUUGUGAUGAAGAAUUUGUCAAAGAUUCUUUUAAAAAAGAUAUUCAAUGAAAAAUAUAACUCUAUGUGAUUUUAUUUUAUGUAGUUUACUGAAUCUCAAGUUUUUAACUUCUGGAAGAAUUGUACAUUGUAUGAUGAUAGUGAAACAGGUUGUGUGUAAGAGUAAAACAUCAAACCCGGCAAAUGCAUUCCAGGCUGUCCCACCACAUAUCAACCACACAAGUUCAUAUUGUGUAUCUUUCCAGAAAAAGAACACUACCAUUCCUUAGCGAAAGUGUCACAUUUUCACUUAUGCAAUGGGUGUUUCCACCAAAAUUGUCUCUUCAGUUUGAAAUAAGUGGGGGGGGGGGGGGGGGGAAAUGUGAUGAAGUAUUUUAUAAAUUUGUAAUUUUAUCUAAGAUUUAAACAAUGAUUCUGUAAACCAGACUGUGAUACACCAUCAAUUUACUGAUAAUGGUACCGCGGUUUUCUUUUUAUGCAAUUUCUAAAAUGAACGCUUCAAAUUUUCUGUGGACUUUUUUUAUAUUCUCUAGUUUGUGUUGGUUAACCCUUUGCCAGUCAGCUCCCUGUUUUAUAGUGCUGUGCUGUGUGUUGUUCUUUAUGCUUAAAGAUUAAGUUCACUUUUUUUCUGGCUAGAAUUUUUUUUUUUUAUUGGUACCGAACGCUGGCGAGAUUUUUGAACUAUUACGAUACUUUUGUAACGGAAUUCUUAGUUUUGGCCUAUAUCAAAACAGUAGUAUGGUAGCGUAUGUUUCCGGUCUUUCGCAUUGAAAUUUAAUGAAAAGACUUUUCAGCAAAUAUUGUGGUGUUGUCCAGACGCAAAGCAGACUUCAUGUUUCUAUCCCCUUUUAUUAUUCAUACUUAUUCAUCAUGAACUCCAAAGAACAGUUUUUCUAUGGAUCAACAGCAAAAGUCUUUUCUUACUUUCGGCUGGGCUGCCAUUCUCAAAACAAAAGCUAUUUUGUAACCUCACAGAUCACAUACUGGUUUGAAACUGGUAUUUUUCUAAAUGGUUUUCACAACGUAAAUAUGUACAAAAAUUCAUGUCAGAUGUAAACUAAACCAUUUGUCCAUCUGUCAUCAUAUUGUCGUUUAUAAAAAAAAGCGCUUGCAUUGACAUUUUAUGAUUUCUCAGGGUUACAGUCUUUGCUCUCUGCUUUCAUGUGUACAUAUUGUCCUUUUUUACAUCACCUUUUUGCUUGACACAUGUCGACACAGUCCAGUUACACGUUGUGUACAGAAGUUAUGCAAAUGACAGAUUGAUUUUUUUUCAACCUCGUCAUGAAAUGGAACAUUUACAACGAAGUAAUCACCCAGAAAUCCAUUAUAUCAUAGUGACUUGUUGGGAAAAAGUAUCUUUUUUCCUCUUCUUCUUUCUCUGUUUCCCCCUUUCUAUCUCUUUCUCUCCCUCUCUCUCUCUCUCUCUCUCUCUCUCUCUCUCUCUCUCUCUCUCUCUCAAUGCUUAUCUCUCUUUCUAUGCCUCUCUCUCACUCAUUUUUAUUUUCAUCUUUUCAUUCCUUUUGACAGCUCCGGAAAAGAUAGACAAUUAAUUCAUUAUAUUGUCUGUGGUUGUGACUCCCAGACAAACCAUCCGUCAGCCGUUCAUUUGUUCUAAGUCCAUUUCUUCUUUUUAUUUUGAAUAAAAAUGUUAUGGGUUGCGUAUGUUCAAGAAAUAUUUUAUCAGUGUCUCAAUAUAUGAAAAAACAUGAUAAAAAUAUACAUUGUUAGUACAUUUAUUUGUCAGAAGAAUGAGAUCGUGUUUUUUUUUCUCUCCAGAAAAAUUUUGAUUUCUGGGCGUAGUAGUCUACAUAUUAUAAGAACAGAAUGCCGACAAGAUAGGAAUAAUGCCUCCCAACAUUUAACUUGUGUGGGGGUUUUGUCUUGCUGGUCUGGUCAUGUAGGCCUACUUUGAUUGACAACUUAAGACUUAGGCACAUGAGUUGUUUUUGAUGGAUUCAUUUUUUUUUUUUGACAAUGACAAUGACUAUCUUUAUUCAUCUCACAGUGAGAAAUAUGUCUUGGUCUUAAGGGGAGGGUGGUUCUGGUUUUCUAUUUUUACUUACCGUACUUCAUUUUAAGCGUGGAAUAUCUUAAUUUAAUUAGCUUGGAAGUUUUCAUUCCCACUUGACUGUUUUGAAACUGAUACCCAGCACUUUCAUUGUGAAAAAAUAAUGAGGUAUUUCUACUUUACGGAUAUGGUUUUUAAUGUUCUUUGUCAUUUUCCCAUGUUUUAAGAACAAAAAUGUUAUCUCCACUAUGAAGUGCCUUUGUGAUCGUCAUGAUUUGAGCGAAACUGGGAGGUGUAUGUAUGUGAAUCCACACUGAAGGAGUAAUCUUGAUCAGGAUUUUAACGCCUUUUUAUUUCGCAAAUGAAAGACUGUGGGUGGUUGGCGGGUGCUCUGGCAAAAUGAGGGAGAAGACCUCGCCGAGAGUGUGAUUGUGUUUGUUUGAGUAUCGGUACCUGUACUAAUAUAUAUGUGUUUUGAUGUGUUGGUCUUUUUCCCUGACCUGCGAACGUGUGAUGUUUACUUUGCUCUUAUGUGCAAUACUGGACAAUUAUUACCAUUAAAAGUUUGUGAUAAGUUCUAUGAAAAA
Molecule: messenger RNA, 4035 nt
Organism: Aplysia californica (California sea hare)
Lineage: Eukaryota; Metazoa; Mollusca; Gastropoda; Aplysiida; Aplysiidae
Product: DNA damage-inducible transcript 4-like protein
Exons: 2
Coding region: 254-889 (211 amino acids)
Biological process (GO): apoptotic process; negative regulation of signal transduction; regulation of TOR signaling
Cellular component (GO): cytoplasm
Source: RefSeq, a predicted model, not a curated record